Messenger RNA from Hemiscyllium ocellatum (epaulette shark), 3463 nucleotides. It is a transcript of the gene pltp, whose product is annotated as phospholipid transfer protein. The record is from RefSeq and is a predicted model, not a curated record. Gene Ontology annotation, biological process: ceramide transport; high-density lipoprotein particle remodeling; phospholipid transport. NCBI's taxonomy places the organism in Eukaryota, Metazoa, Chordata, Chondrichthyes, Orectolobiformes, Hemiscylliidae. The transcript is spliced from 17 exons. The coding region runs from base 208 to 1689 and encodes 493 amino acids. Gene Ontology annotation, molecular function: phosphatidic acid transfer activity; phosphatidylcholine binding; phosphatidylglycerol binding.
CCACACUUCCAUUGGCUGUUUAAACACUAGAUCACUUGAAAUCUCUUUAAGAUCUGAUUCCAUGGGAUUACUCCUCGUGGUGUCUCAGUAAAGCAGGGGAAAGCAGAUCCCGAUCACUGACAAAGGAAAACAGGCAAAGCAGAGAGCGGCGGGAGCUGGACGGAAGUGAAGUCGAAGCGCAGAGCCGGUCGGGAAGACUGAGAGACGAUGGCUGCCUGGUUACUCAGCUCCAUACUGCUUCUGUUUGGACUGCACACUGCCCUGGGCACCAAACCUGCCUGUAGGAUUCGGAUCACAUCACCGGGACUCCGACUGCUCCAAUCAGAAGCGCUGAUAUUUGUUGCCGAAGAGCUGGAAAAUAUCUCCAUCGCAGAUUUUGUUGGGAAGGAAGGGCUGAUACAAUACUCGAUCAGUGGAGUGCGAAUCACUGACCUGGACCUCUCGACUGCCUCUCUGUCCUUCCGUCCUGGGGAGGGUCUACAAUUCGAAGUGAAGAACUCAUCGAUCAGUGUCAACUUCCAGAGGGACAUGCUGUACUGGCUGGUUCAGGACGUUGGUCAGAUUAAUGCCUCUGCUGAAGGAGCCAAUAUCUGGACGGUGUUAAAUCUGACCAAAAGCAAAGAAGGGCAGCUGAGGAUCAGCAAGCUCUCCUGCACAGCUUCAAUUGCGAGAAUGCACGCUCAGUUUACUGGAAGUUUCAGGGGAUUUUAUGAAUUAAUCUCCAGUCUCCUCAUGACAGGUUUGCGAUUCCUGAUAAACAAGCAGAUUUGCCCGGCCUUAGAACAUUCAGCACUAGUGCUGCUAAACUCUCUGCUGGCGACAGUCCCAGUGCGAAUGCCAGUGGAUUCAUACGUAGGGAUCGAUUAUUCAUUCCUCAGUGACCCAGAUGUGAAAGCUGAUUGGAUGGACAUGGAAUUCAAGGGGAUGUUCUACCCUCUGGGGAAUGAGAAUGACACACUGGUGAACAAUGCGAUUGUGCCUCUGGUGAAGAGGACUCAGCGGAUGGUGUACAUCUCUGUAUCUGAGUACUUCUUUGAUUCUGCCAUGUACUCCUAUUAUAAAGCUGGCGUACUGAAGACUGACAUUCCUGAGAGCAAGAUGUCCGUGGACCUUGCUUACUUGCUCAGAACCACAUUCUUUGGAGCGAUCAUCCUGCUGGCCCCAACAUCAUCAGCUAAGGAAGCACCUCUUCUCUUGGACUUGGAAGUAACAUCAGCUCCUCACUGCACCAUCAAACCGUCAGGGAUCACUGUCAGUGUUAAUGCCCUCAUGAAUGUCAUUCUCCUUCCACCAAACUCGAAACCGGUCAUGCUCUCCAGCAUAGUCAUGGAAUCAACACUGAAUGCCAAGGUGACUCUGAAGGGCAAAAAACUUGGAAUGAAAUUGGACCUCAAAAGAUUCAGAAUGUAUUCAUCAAAGUCCACUCUGGAGUCACUGGCACUGAUUCCUCUCCAAACUCCAAUCAAGGCUCUGGUGCACUUUACUGUCAUGCCAAUUAUCAAUGAACGGACUCAGGAAGGAGUGCAGAUCCCUCUCCCAGAAGGAAUUGACCUGAUCAAUGAGACAAUGAGAAACCAUAUGGGCUUUCUGUCAAUUGGAGCAGACUUACAUUUUUACAAAGGCCUGAGAGAGGUUAUUAAUAUGAAUAAACCGAUACUCUCUUCAAACAACUCAACUGUCAGCAACUAGGAUCCACACUGGGAAGAAUUGAGACGUCCAUGUAGCGUACAAAGACCCUCAGCUGUAUUACUACUUAAGCAUUAUUCCUGUAUUUUAUUAACCUAGCACUGGCCUGUAGACCUGUUCACUUUGUUUUAACAAGUGUUGGGGAUGAUUACCCGUUGCCUUGGACAAGUGUAGAGACAAACAGCUCAAGCUUUUAUUGCACACUGGACGAGAGAUGGUAAUCCAAGUGUAAGCUAUUGAUUAUUUAUUAUUAUUAUUAUCUGCUGGUGGGGUUUCAUCUUUGUAAAUCAGUAGGCUGCUGUCAUUUAACACUAUGCCACACCUUAUAAUCAUAACACCAUCUCCAAACCCCAGACUCACCCUCAGGUACAGUACACACAGGGUAAAAGGUCACAAUUCAUAUUUAGGUGAUAGUCUAGGGUUCCUACACCAACAUUACAUCACUAUGCCAACAUAGCUAACGUAUUAUGAUGGGGUCAGCCAAGAACCACGCUACAGCCCUUAUCAAGCAUAAAAUCAACCUUGUAACUCUCAGGGUUAAAUACAUUACAUUAAAAUUCACAUCAAAAGCCUCUAAGAACACUCACUGUGCAAAUGAUGCAAAAGAUGACUUUUUGUCUCCUAGGUAAUGCACAUUGUCAUUCUCAGAUGCAUGUUCAAUGGUACAAUAUCAUAUUGAAUACUGGAUAUUACAGACAGCUAAAAAUGAGUUGACUUAUUAGAACAGUGACCUCCCAAAACAGGUAUACAUGCAAUGAAUGGACCUGAUUUCUGAUGUGUGGGCCUGAAGACAUUGCUCCAUUCACAGUCUAUUGUUAAUGGAGUCAUAACUUGGUGAGCAAUACUUAUUGGAAGCUCUGCCUCAUGAAAUCCCUGAGCCACUCUAUAGAAGGAUAUCUUUCUCUGGAAGCUUUCAUUUUGGGAAGAAGAUGGCAUGAACCUUGAUAGGCAACUCUUGUGUUAAACAUCACCGGUGUGGAUCUCAAUCAUGAAUAGAGUCCUGAAGUUCCACAGUGAAUCCUAGUCUCCUGCAAUAGCUCCAGGAAUCGGGGAAAACGCUCUCCUGCCUAAUUACUGGGGCACACUGAGCAAUGUGUCACAUGUCAAAGUGCAAUUUCCCUUAGUCAAUGGGAAGAGGCAAGAACCAAGCAGAACUUUGUUCAGAUAAUAUGCUUCCCCUUGUUCAUUUUUGGCCUUUUUAUUUAUUUCAACUUUAUUUCUUUCCUGCAUUUUUUUUAACUUUUCAAUGUGAAGGAUGUCUAGACAAUGAAAUCAUUCCCAUUUCGGAGACCCACAUCAGCUCCAGCCACUGUGUGUAAUUGUUCCAGUUCCCACAACAAGCAUCAUUUGCCAUCUCUCUGAGUGAGAUUAAGCCAAUUUAAGCACCACAAUCAGGGUUAACCCUGCUCAAACUUGUAAAAUGUAGGACACACAAACAGCCAGUAUAUCGAAUUGGAGUCACAAAGAUCAAAGACCAUCUUUAGCCCUUGCUUGACUGGGGAAGUGGUAUGCAGUGAUGUUAUAUUGAUGUGUUGUAUAUUCUAUGUAAUGGGUACUUAUAUAGUUAGAAUAUUCCAUGUUCUUAAUAAUUCUGGUAAUACCACACUAAUAGAUAAUUCUGUAAUGUUUCUGUAUAAGUUAUUCCAAGUACUAGUCAUAUGGAAAGCCAUUCUAUGUGUAUUCAAUGUAGCAGUAAACCAUUUAGUAUUUCAAUGUGUAUUAAUUGCAUAUAGUGGUGUAACUUACCCCUGUAUAUUCACACACUUGUGUAUUCCUU